Drosophila santomea is the source of this 1060-nucleotide messenger RNA. RefSeq lists its product as uncharacterized. NCBI's taxonomy places the organism in Eukaryota, Metazoa, Arthropoda, Insecta, Diptera, Drosophilidae. The transcript has a single exon. The record is from RefSeq and is a predicted model, not a curated record. Bases 160 to 879 code for a protein of 239 amino acids.
CUCCAAUUCAGAGCCAAAACAGUCACAGAGUAGUUCAGUAGUAACAAUUUUAUGUCCCUUUUUCUCACUCUCUAGAAACGAAACAAAAUUCCAAGUAAACCAAAUUCAAUAUAUAUAUAGAUAUCCAUUGAGCGCUGAUUGUGUGGGUAAAGUGCAUAAAUGUCGAAGGCAACCAAGCUGCGAUUCGCACUGAUCACCGAGGAUGCGCUGGACAAGCUGAGGCCUCGCUCCCAGUCCGAAAAUACGCGUUCCAUGUACAUGAAUGACAUCUACGUGGCCAUCCGGACGGCGGUCAACGAGGUGGUGGACGAGAAGAUGCUGCAGCUCAACGCCACCGUCAAUCGAAUGGUCGAGGAGCGGGUGACCAACAUACUGGAGCACCAAUUGCACAAGGGCUCGUUGGCCGGACGCAGUGGCUCCGUGGGCAGGAAAAGGGAUAUGGAUUCCCUGCUCUCCAGCAAGGACAAAGAACACAAGGCAGCUAGGCCAGCUGCUCCAGUGGAAUCCAUAAGCUCACUGCGAUUUUCCAAUCUCAAAUACGGACGCAGCAAGAGGCAUAAUCCCAGCACCAAGGAGCACGUGACCUUCGCACCCGACGAUCAGCUGACCAAGAGGAACCGCGCCAAGGCACAGAAGAUCACCGUGAUGCCCAGCCAUCGGGAGAACCAGCUGAAGGGCACCGCCUCCAACAGCGACAGCAAUCCCAACCAGAGUCCACCGAUGGCUACAACUCCAGCGCCACUCAGCAUGGAUCACAAUAAGCUGGAUGAGGACGACUACGAUAACUUCUCCGAUGUGGAGGAGCCCUCCAUUCUCAGCAUGGCUGCCAAGUAUCUCAAGAAACUCGAGGAUGCCCGCCGUCGAAAGCAUUUGCAGUAGUAUAGCCAGUAUAAUACCCUGUACUUCAAAUUGUUUUCAAGGAUCCCCCCCGGCUUUCGUAGGAUACUUCUUCGUAAUUCCUUACCUCGUCAACACAAUUCUUGAAGUGAGCGUGUAUAUAAUACCAUUAAAUAAUGGGAAUGGGUAGAAUGAGUAAAUAAAUUAAAUUAAGUGAGUGGAA